AUGCGAAGAAACCUUGUCGACCUUGAAAAUGGUACUGAAAGAAGAACUAUGUCAACAGCACGUGCCAUCUACACACAUACUUCAUAUAAUAUCACGUUACCUUCUGGCUCUGGUAAUGGAUGGCUGUUGGCUAUGGCUAUACUGAAAAUUAUUUUAAUGAAUUAUUUGUAUAUCAGCCAAGCCGGUGUAAACCAACUUGGUGGUGUCUUUGUCAAUGGUCGACCACUUCCAGACUGUGUUCGACGCCGUAUUGUUGAAUUAGCAUUAAUGGGUGUACGACCGUGUGAUAUAUCACGUCAAUUACUUGUAUCACAUGGUUGUGUUUCAAAAAUUUUAACACGAUUUUAUGAGACUGGAUCAAUUCGACCAGGGUCAAUUGGCGGCAGUAAAACAAAGCAAGUUGCAACACCAACAGUUGUCAAGAAAAUAUUACGUUUCAAACAAGAGAAUCCCGGUAUGUUUGCAUGGGAGAUACGUGAUCAAUUAUUAGCACAAAGAAUAUGUGAUCCAAAUAGUAUACCAUCCGUUAGUUCUGUUAAUCGAAUUUUAAGAAAUAGUGGUGCAUGGACUGAAGCUGAUCUAAUGCCGAGCAAUCAUCAUUCACAAUCAUCAAAUCAUAAUGGAUUGCCAACAUCACAUCAUUCGCAUCAUCAUCACCACCAUUUAAAUAAUUCAUCACUUACAAAUGGACAUCAUAUUCACACAUCUAUGGCAGAUUCGACCGCAUAUCCAAUAAAGCCUUUAUCUACAUCGUUAACCAGUGGUGUAACAAGGAUGAAUACAUUGUUUCCGGCACAUAUAUCACCAAUGCAGAUACCACCAGUAACAACCAUAUCAGAACCAUCACCUGCACAUAGUUUUACAAGUAGUCGUAUUGCUGCGUUACAACAUCAAUUACAUAUUGCUACAUCCACACCAAUUCCAUCAAAAUCAUCACCAUGGUCUGGACUUAUAUUACCGUGUCGACCACCACCAACUUAUUUAGCAUAUCCUUCAGAUUUAACAACACAACGCUUAUCACUUAUUGAAUCAUCACCAUCAUCAACAUCAUCAAUCAGUAAUCAUCAUCAUCAUCAACACAGUACCCCCACCACACAAUCAGCAAAUAGUAUAUUCGGUAAACAUCAUCAAACCUCUCUAACCUCCCUAUCAAUCAACAAUAACAAUGAGAAUACAUCAAGCAUAACAAGUGAUGAUUCCAAUUCCGAAAAAAGUGACAUUGAUGAAAUUGUGAUAAGUGAUUCAUCUGUGAAAUCAUCAUCAGAUGAACAUCCACAUCAUCGUUCUCCAGCAGCUCAACAACAACAAGUUGAAAAGAAGAAGAAUCCUCAUAACAGUUGUGAAUCAACAACAACAAUUGACAAUUCAACAAACAAUCUUGUCACUCGCCAUAUUUCAGAAAGUUCUAGUAGUACCGUGUCAUCAGUAUAA
Molecule: messenger RNA, 1431 nt
Organism: Chrysoperla carnea
Lineage: Eukaryota; Metazoa; Arthropoda; Insecta; Neuroptera; Chrysopidae
Product: paired box protein Pax-6-like
Exons: 6
Coding region: 1-1431 (476 amino acids)
Biological process (GO): regulation of transcription by RNA polymerase II; anatomical structure development
Molecular function (GO): DNA-binding transcription factor activity, RNA polymerase II-specific; RNA polymerase II cis-regulatory region sequence-specific DNA binding
Source: RefSeq, a predicted model, not a curated record